This is a messenger RNA of Trichomycterus rosablanca, 1863 nucleotides long. RefSeq names its product wingless-type MMTV integration site family, member 11 (gene wnt11). The transcript is spliced from 6 exons. Gene Ontology annotation, biological process: cell fate commitment; canonical Wnt signaling pathway; multicellular organism development. Bases 393 to 1460 code for a protein of 355 amino acids. Gene Ontology annotation, molecular function: cytokine activity; frizzled binding. NCBI's taxonomy places the organism in Eukaryota, Metazoa, Chordata, Actinopteri, Siluriformes, Trichomycteridae. Gene Ontology annotation, cellular component: extracellular region. The record is from RefSeq and is a predicted model, not a curated record.
GCGCGCGCGCAGCUACAGACCGCGAGAGAUCGGCGUCACCUCGGUCCGGACACACCGCGGACCUGAUCCAGGGUUAUUGUCUCACAGCGCGGAUCUUCUUUCACUAACAGACUGGAUUACUGAGCGAGUUCUCCAUCUCCUCAUCUACACCUCACAUCCAUCUGAGUGGAUUAUAUAAACAAACAAGCUGCUGGAUUUUCUGCUACAAACCGGAUUAAACACUGAGACUCCUGGGAUUCAGAUCCUGCAGCUCCACAGAGGAGAAGAUCGGACAGCAGAUUCGGAGAUUUGGCGCUGACGUCAUGGCCGCCACUCUUUGAUCACCCGAGACGCCGCUCGAACCCACCGCCGCAUCCUCACCUCCCUGUCUGAGCUGCACCCAUCUGAUCAGAAUGAAGAGCAGAGUUCCGGCGUUCCCGUCGUUCCCGCUGUGUGUGGUGACGCUGCUGUUCGUCCUCCAGCACUGUGGCGCCAUCCGAUGGCUGGCUCUGUCCCAAAUCAACGAGCACAUCAAUAAGACGCAGCAGUGUAAGACGAUCCCCGGCCUGGUCUCCUCUCAGGCUCAGCUCUGCCGCACCAACCUGGAGAUCAUGCAUGUGAUCGUCCAGGCCGCCCGCGAGGUCAAGAAGACCUGCCAAAAAACCUUCGCCGACAUGCGCUGGAACUGCUCGAGCAUCGAGGCGCCCAAAUACCUGCCCGACCUGGAGAGAGGAACGCGGGAGUCGGCGCUUGUUUACGCUCUCUCCGCCGCGGCCAUCAGCCACACUAUCGCACGGGCGUGUACCAGCGGAGAUCUGAGACUGUGUGCGUGUGGACCCAUACCGGGCGACGCCCUCGAACCUGGGCACCGGUGGGGCGGCUGCGCCGACAACCUCCAGUACGGUCUGAUGAUGGGGUCAAAGUUCUCUGACGCGCCCAUGAAGAUAAAGAAGAAAUCGGGAACCCACGCCAACAAGCUCAUGCACCUGCACAACAGCGAAGUGGGGCGACAGGCGCUGAAAGACGCCCUGGUGGUGAAGUGUAAGUGUCACGGCGUUUCGGGCUCCUGCUCCAUCAGGACGUGCUGGCGAGGGCUACAGGACCUGAAGGAAAUCGCUCAGGACCUGAAGUCCAAGUACCUGUCGGCCACCAAAGUGGUUCAUCGUCCGAUGGGAACCCGGAAACAGCUCGUCCCCAAAGACAUCGACGUGCGGCCGGUGCGGGAGAACGAGCUGGUGUACCUGCAGAGCUCGCCCGACUUCUGCACCAGGAACGAGAAGCUGGGGUCUGUCGGCACCCAGGACAGGCAGUGUAACAAGACGUCGAGCGGGAGCGACAGCUGUGACCUGAUGUGCUGCGGGCGUGGCUAUAACCCCUACACGGACCGGAUCGUGGAGCGCUGUCACUGUAAAUAUCACUGGUGCUGCUACGUCACCUGUAAGAAGUGUGAGCGGACGGUGGAGCGCUACGUCUGCAAAUAAACCCCCGAGAAACGGAACCCCGCCCCACAGAUCUGAGCUCCUGAUCCACACCGGGCGUCACUCACCACACGACUGUUUUUAUUAUCGGAGGUUUUUUUGGUACGUUUCCGGGUCGCGGCUAACCGAAGCGCUAAGCUACUACGCUAAACAGGACUUACCGUCGUCCGAAGCUUUUCUUACCGUCGAAUUUCUCAGUUUAUAAAGAAACGGUUUCUUCUGCGCUGUGAAUAUCGCUAACGAGCGUAUCACUAACGAACGAGCGUGUCACCACGAGCGACUCGGACGACUCCAGUUUUUACGUUUCAUUACGAACUAAUUCAGAUUUUUGAGAGUUUAUUUUCGUAGACGAUAAUAAAAACACGCCGAUAUUUGGGGUCAAAUUUGUAACUGAGCCUCCAAAAAG